This is a messenger RNA of Osmia bicornis bicornis, 1017 nucleotides long. Its product is annotated as golgin subfamily A member 6-like protein 6. The transcript has 2 exons. Bases 1 to 1017 code for a protein of 338 amino acids. The record is from RefSeq and is a predicted model, not a curated record. Lineage: Eukaryota; Metazoa; Arthropoda; Insecta; Hymenoptera; Megachilidae.
AUGAGAGAGAUAGAGAACAAAAGACGAAGUGGGGAGAUGGAAUAUAAGGAAAUCGAGGAGAAGGAUAGGCAGAUACAGGAAGAAGAAAGAUGGGAAAGAAUAAUGGAAUCAAGAUAUAAUAAAUGGUACAAAAUGAUAAAGGAGCCAGGAAUUCCGAGAUACUUAGAAAAAGGAUGGAGAGAGGAAAGAUGGAGAAGAAUGGCUAGAUUCAGGCUAGGAAACGAAAUUAAGGAAUCAGAAUACUGGGAAAAAGAAGACAAGAGGAAAUGUAGAGUAUGCGGGUGGGAAGAGGAAACGUGGGAACACAUAUGGGAAAGGUGCGCUAGAGGGAAAACGAGAAAAGAGGGAUGGCAAGAGAAGGUGAAAGAACUGAUGGGAGGAGGGAGAGAAAAGGAACCAGAAGAGAAGGGAGGAAGAAAAGAGAAAGAGGAGGAGGAUGAGGAUGUAGAGGAUAUUAAAGAGAAGAAAGAUGAAGAUAAAGGGGGAGAGGAGACGGAAGAAGAAGAAGGAGAGAAAAGUAGGUGGAGAGAAGAACGAAAACAGGAGAAGGAAGAGGAGGAAAGCUGGGCGGACAGCUGGGAAAGGAUAAGAGAAAGGGAGAGGAAAGAAAGAAGGAGCAGAACUAUAGUUUGGAAAAAUGUAGGAGGAGAGGAGAAAGAGGAAAGGGGUAGAAGAAUAAAAAUAAUGCUGCAGAUGGAGCUGGGGAAGAAAGUAGAAAUAAGGAAGAUGACGGAGGUGACAGGAGAUGGCGGAAGGAAAAUAGUUUUAACAGAGUUGGAGGAGGAGGAUGAUUGCAGGAAAAUACUAAGGAAGAAAAACUAUAUCUGGGAGUUCUGGAAGGUGAGUGUGAAGGAAGAUCUGUCAAGGGAGGAAAGGAGGAUAAGAUGGAAAAUAAAGGAGAAGGCUAGGGAGGAAAGAGCAAAGGGGAAGGAAGUAGAGUUUAGUAACAGAAGGUUAUGGAUAGAAGGCAAGGAGUGGUUGUGGGAAGAGAGAAAAGGAGAGUGGAAGCAAAAGUAG